Messenger RNA from Plutella xylostella (diamondback moth), 1118 nucleotides. RefSeq lists its product as uncharacterized. The record is from RefSeq and is a predicted model, not a curated record. NCBI's taxonomy places the organism in Eukaryota, Metazoa, Arthropoda, Insecta, Lepidoptera, Plutellidae.
AACCUUGAACGAACAAUAUCCUGAAACCUCGCAACACGGCCGCAGCUCAACAUCUGAUAACAUAUCAGUGUUAUUUAUGCACAACAGACGAACGGAAUUAUGUAGCCUCAAAUAACUAACUCAUCGUACAUAUCCACCUAGUCAUUAGGUACUUACUUUCACAAUGCUGAUUCUUUUGUGAGUGAAAAUGCAGUUUUGCAUCUCUACUUCUGUGCUGUGCCUUCUUCUUGUGCUGGUGGCCGGGCAGACGCACCAUGAAGAGGAGUGUUUCGUGCCGGAUUGCUACGGCGAGGAGUACACCUGCGUGAAAGAGAGGUGUUACUGUGCGAAUGGAUUUGUCCUGAGCCCCUUCCGAACGAGCUGCAUAAGAUGUCCAGGUCUCGGCGAGCAGUGCCACUCGCGCUGCUGCAGCUGGCCCGGGGAGGAGAGCCUGCAGUGCUUCCAGGGCACCUGCCAGCAGUGCUACGACCACCGCGGACACUGGAUAUGCAGAGACAGCGUGGACAGCAUGAUCAUCAUCACGGUGCCGCAGAUCGCGGUGGGCGUGGCCAUCAUCCUCGGCGUGGUCGUCACGCUGCUGCUGCUCACCAAGCUGUGCUCCGUGCAGAACGCCAGGAGGCCAGAUGACCUCAACAGUCGUCUAUCUAUUGGAAGCCUACAGCUACGGGUUGAUGAGAGACUGCGGGAUGCUCCUCCCAGAUACACGCGAACCCCACCCCCGGGAGUCACCGUGGUGCCUUACUUCGUAAAUGCUGGUUUUAUUCACGACAGCAGCAUACCACCGCCAUUGUAUUCUGAAGUUGCAGCAAAUAAAAACGAUAUCACUACUAAUCCUGCAGUUCAUAUAUGAGAAGUAUCUGGAUCUGUUAAUAGACUAUAUCAGAAUGAGCUUUGCAGUAGGUACCUAAAAGUUCGAUAAAAAUACUGAUAUUUUUUUAUAUUCUUCAUUUAAAAAGUUUGUUUAAAGAUGAUGAUGAAAGUGUAGGAAAUAUCUUUCCCACUGCUACUUAAAGAUCUUUUUAUUUUUGUACUUAGUUAAGUUUAACUGUAACACAACUGGGCUGUAAUUAAUAAAGAAGUCAUACCUAACCACAAAAAAAAAUAAACUGAUUUAUGUA